Diutina rugosa is the source of this 1401-nucleotide messenger RNA. RefSeq names its product inositol phosphosphingolipid phospholipase (gene ISC1). Lineage: Eukaryota; Fungi; Ascomycota; Pichiomycetes; Serinales; Debaryomycetaceae. Gene Ontology annotation, cellular component: cytoplasm. The transcript has a single exon. The record is from RefSeq and is a predicted model, not a curated record. The coding region runs from base 1 to 1401 and encodes 466 amino acids. Gene Ontology annotation, molecular function: sphingomyelin phosphodiesterase activity.
AUGACAACCAUCAAGCUUCUCACCUUCAAUGCCUGGGGGCUCCGGCUCAUCAGCAAGUUCCGCAACGAGCGGUUGAAAGCCCUUGGUGACAUUCUCGCCGACCCCAUCUCCGACGACGAAGACUACGACAUCGUCGCCCUCCAGGAGGUGUGGACCGAGGAGGACUGGGCGUACAUCGACAACAUGUGCAAGCAGAGAUACCCCUAUCGUCGUCACUUUAAGCUGGGGAUCAUCGCUGGCCCGGGGUUGGCGUUACUCUCAAAGAUACCCAUUGAAGAGACCUUUUUAUACCGUUUCCCUAUUAAUGGUCGACCUCUGGCGGUGUUCAGAGGCGACUGGUACGUGGGUAAAUCAAUUGCCGUCACCUUACUCAAGCCUGUGACCCCCAAUUCCACUCCCAUCGCUCUUUUGAACUCACACAUGCAUGCCCCCUAUUCGCUUGAAGGCGACGCUCUGUACUCGUGUCAUCGUGCCUGCCAGGCCUGGGAUUUCGCCAAAUACGUCCGCAUGCUCAGAAAAGCCGGUUACGCCGUGAUUCAGGUGGGGGACUUGAAUUCUCAACCUGGCACUUUACCGCAUCGUCUUUUCACUGUUGAAGGUGGUCUUGACGACCUGUGGGAACUCUGUCAUCCGGAAAAGUACUCUCGGAGCGAUAUUGCCACCAUGACUCCCAUUGACCAGAUCCGCAAGGCAGGUAUAACCUGUGACUCGGUGUUGAACACCUGGCGAAUCAAUCGCCCCAUCGAAGACGCUUGUCGUCUUGAUUAUGCGUUUGUUGAUUCGAGCUACAUCACCCCCAUCCGGGCCGAGGUCCGCUUUAUCGAUCCUAUCCCCGAACUCAAUUGCUCGUUAUCGGAUCACUUUGCUUACUUUGUCGAGCUUGAUAUCGCUGAUUAUGAUGCCAACGUGGUGAGGCGAGUAAGAAGCGAUUCGUAUGGCGCCGCUCGUGCCAUUCGAGCUCGAAAAGGCAGCAGCGCAUCCAAUACCUUCCCGUCAACCUCCACGACAAAGGACGACGAGUUCAGAGAUUUGAAAGCCCGUGUGCUUGUAUAUCGCGACUUAUUGACGGAGAUUUCCAAGUACCGGCGUUACACUAUCCCAUACCAACUGCUGUGGCGUAAACACCACUUUUUCUCGCUGAUAGCGAUUGUCGUCGGACUCCAUUUUGUGGUGACGCUUUCAGCGGUGAGAAGCGACCCCAUUGCCGCCGGCUUCACCAUGCUUGUGUCAUUGUUAGUGGGUGUUCUGGGGAUUAUAAACGGUCUCAUUUGGGGGUUGGGCAUUCGUGCUGAGCUGAGAGCAUUGCAAGAGGUCCAGCAACAGGUGAAAGAUAAGGUAAACGCGAUUAAAGACGAGGUUAAUGAGUUUUUGGAUUGGCCCACGGGGGAGAUUGAUGAUUAA